AUGUGUUUCAGGAAUAAAAGGACGAAACUAAAAUGGAUGGUUAUAUUUCAAGCAUUUUGUUGCGGAUUAAUUGGACCAACACUAGGACAAAAUUUGAAUGGGAAAGGCAUAAUAUAUGCUUCUGCAACCUAUGCCACAGCAAUAACACUUCUCACUCUUGCAACAACAUUUAUCCUUGCUGUCACACUGAGGUUGGAAAGGAUAAAAUGGAGCGUCCCAGCAGGGAAAGCAAAGGUGUUGGGAACUAUAGUUGGGGUUUGUGGGGCAAUUGUGUUCGUAUCCUAUAAAGGGGCAGAGAUUGAUUUAUGGAAUAAAAAUGUUAAUCCUUUACAUUCAUCACUACACUACAAAGUAGGAACUAGGCCUGUAUUGGGAGCCUUCUUGGCAUUUCUUGGUUGUUUUUGCUAUUCCUCAUGGUUGAUUAUUCAGGGCAUAACAGCAGACGAAUAUCCAUAUCCUUACUCGUUUACUGCUCUAACAAUGGUGAUGGGUGCAAUCCAAUCGUUUGUUUAUGCCAUUUGUGUGGAUAGAAAUUGGGAGCAAUGGAAGUUGGGUUGGGAUACCAAACUUCUCACAGUAGCAUAUGUGUGUGAUUUAUCUCUCAUGUCUAGCUUGUCACAACAGCAGGUUCGUUAUUGUUUGCAGGGGAUUUUCGGUGGUGGAGUAAUGUUCUCUUUGUUGAGGUGGUGCGUGGGUACAAAAGGUCCCGUCUAUGUGUCAAUGUUCAAUCCUUUGACAGUUAUCCUGGUGGUGGUUUUCGGAUCCCUUCGGUUGAACGAGAAGUUAUAUUUGGGAAAUGCAUUUGGAGGAGUUGUCAUUAUGAUUGGAGUAUAUGCUGUGCUGUGGGGAAAAGGGAAAGAGACUGAGGGAGAUCAGUAG
Ipomoea triloba (trilobed morning glory) is the source of this 879-nucleotide messenger RNA. Its product is annotated as WAT1-related protein At1g25270-like. Gene Ontology annotation, cellular component: plasma membrane. The coding region runs from base 1 to 879 and encodes 292 amino acids. The record is from RefSeq and is a predicted model, not a curated record. NCBI's taxonomy places the organism in Eukaryota, Viridiplantae, Streptophyta, Magnoliopsida, Solanales, Convolvulaceae. Gene Ontology annotation, molecular function: transmembrane transporter activity. The transcript has 6 exons.